ACAAUUUUCGUGGCUAGGGGAGUAGUCAAAUCAAAUAAUUGAAAAACAGAGCCUCCGUCGUAGUCGAAGUCUGAUUUCCGUAGUGGAGCAGAGAAUAUAUUCGAUUUUUUUCCACGGGCAGAAGAGUGUGACUAUAUUCAUGUCUAUGAGUUAGCCACUGAAGAAAUCGUUGCUCUUUCAUGGAUACAUUAGUGUCCCUUUAAAAUAAAAAGUCGAUUUCUUCAGAGACAAAAUUGUUUUUUUUUUGGUUUCAGACAAUUGUUUCAGUUCAUCUUCUCUUCUCUUAUUUCUUUUUUCUUUUUAUGUCUCAUUUUCUCUUUCUUCCUCACUCUAUCAAAUGUCUCGUUAUUUUCAAAGUAGAGAAUGGAUGGAUCGACAUAUUGAUCCAACAAGAAAUCGUGUAUCAGAAGAGUUUUUAGAGGGAAUUGAUGUUUUUCUUGCGUUUGCUUGUAGUCAAGCAUCUUACAAAGAGUCAGGCACUAUAUUGUGUCCUUGUGCACGGUGUAAAAAUCGAAAGCAGAGAGAUGCAAAAACUGUAUCUAGCCAUCUUUUUCGAGUUGGAUUUAAGGGAAACUACUAUGUUUGGUCAAGCCAUGGAGAAUGUUACUAUGAUGCUGGUGAAUCCUCGAGAGCAAAUCAUUUUUCCGGUGAAGAAGCAAUGUGGGAUGAACAACACACAAAUUUCACGACUGGUAAUGAUGAGAAUUAUCCAUAUGCAAAUAUUAAUGAGGGGCAAGACGUGUCAUCAGCCCAUGUACAAGAGAAUCUGAUGGAAACAACCAACGAAGAACCAUACCAUGAUAGCGUUUUCCAAGCUUUUGAAGCAGCCAAUCAACCUCUUUACGAUGGGUGUGCUGAAGGAAUUUCUCAACUAUAUCUUGCUUCACGUAUGAUGAAGGCAAAAAGCGAUUACAAUAUGGUAGAGGCAUGUGUUGAUGAGAUAUCACAGACUAUCAAAGAUGUUUUGCCCAAACCAAAUACAGCUCCUGCAUCAUAUUACGAGGCAAAAAAGUUGACAAGAGCACUUGGGCUGCCUGUUAAAAAAAUUGAUGUUUGUGAGGAUAACUGCAUGCUCUUCUGGAAGGAGGAUCGAUCACUUCUAUGCUGUCGGUUUUGUGGUAAAGAUAGAUACCAUCCAAACAAUGGAAAAGGAAAAAGUCGACCAAAACAGAGGAUGUUUUAUAUGCCAAUAACAGAGCGGUUAAUGCGGCUAUACCAAUUAGAGACAACUGCAUCUCAAAUGCGCUGGCAUGCUGAGCAUUUGUCUCCUGAAGGAGAAAUGCAUCACCCAUCAGAUGGAGCAGCAUGGAAGCAUUUUAAUGAGGUAUAUCCUCAUUUCGCAGCUGAAAGUCGCAAUGUAUAUCUUGGCUUGUCAACAGAUGGAUUUAACCCAAUUGGUAUGAAUGGUGAGGCACAUUCAGUUUGGCCUGUGAUUAUAACUCCUUAUAAUUUACCCCCUGGCAUGUGUAUGAAAAGGGAAUAUUUCUUCUUGUCGAUACUAGUUCCUGGGCCAAAACAUCCAAAGAAAAGUCUACACAUCUAUCUUCAGCCAUUGAUUGAAGAAUUAAAGAGUUUGUGGAGUGACGGUGUGGAAACGUACGAUAUAUCAAAGAAACAAAAAUUUACGAUGAGAGUUGCAUUGAUGUGGAAAAUCAAUGAUUUUCCAGCAUAUGGCAUGGUCUCUGGUUGGAUGACGCAUGGGCGUUUAGCAUGUCCAUACUGUUUAGACGAGACACAAUCGUUUUGGUUACAAAAUGGAAGGAAGCAUAGUUGGUUCGAUUGCCACAGAAAGUUUUUGCCUCAAGAUCAUCCUUAUAGACGAAAUGUGCAAGCAUUUAGACGAGGCAAAGCAGUUACAGAAGAUCCUCCACCAUGGUUGAAUGGAGAAGAAAUUCUAUACGAAAGAAUAAAUAACAUUGUUGGGUUAUCAAAAACAGUUGAUUGUGGAGGAAAUGGACAUGAGAAGCCUGCUCGAACUGUAAAUGGAUAUGGGGUUCAUCAUAAUUGGGUCAAAAAGAGUAUAUUUUGGGAGUUGCCGUACUGGGAAAUCUUCUUCUUCGACACAACCUUGAUUUCAUGCAUGUUGAGAAAAAUUUCUUUGAUAAUCUCAUCAACACAGUAUUAAAUGUUCCAGGAAAGACCAAAGACAACAUAAAAUCAAGGUUGGAUCUCUUAGCAUUGUGUAGAAGAUCGAGCCUUCAUAUACAACAAGACGGAACGAUGCCUGUGCCAAACUUUAGGCUAUCAAAUGAAGGUAAACGAGAAUUCCUUCUAUGGUUAAAAAAUGAUAUAAGAUUUCCAGAUGGGUAUGCAUCGAAGUUUGGUCGUUGUGUUGACAUAAAUCGUUGGAAGUUAUCGGGUCUGAAAAGUCAUGAUUGUCACGUUAUCAUGCAACGACUUCUCCCAUUUGCGUUUUUGGAACUUCUUCCCAAAAAUGUUCACACGGCAAUUUCAGAUAUUGCACUCUUCUUUCGAGAUAUAUCAGCAAAGAUUUUACGAAAUGAAGAUGUUAAUCUUUUGAAAGCUAAUAUCGCGGUGAAGCUUUGUAACUUAGAGAAAAUAUUUCCUCCAUCGUUCUUUGAUGUUAUGGAACACCUUCCCAUACACCUUCCAGAUGAAGCUGCUUUAGGUGGUCCAGUUCAAUAUAGGUGGAUGUAUCCAUUUGAGAGAUACAUGUAUCAUCUGAAAAAGAAAGUCAAGAACAAGGCACACAUUGCAGGUUCAAUAGUAGCACAAUGUCUGAACGAAGAGAUUUCAAAUGCAUCAGCAAAUUUCUUUGGAAAUCCAGAAGUUAAAGAUGAACCAAUAGGUCCUGGAGAUAUUCGAUUUACAUAUGAUGAUCCAGAUGUGCCGAGCUUUUUUUAUCAUGAAGGUCGAGCUGGUGGGAAAGCAACAAAUAAAUGGUUAACAGAUGAUGACUACACCGUGCUCCAAACAUUUAUGUUGCUUAAUUGUGACAAAUUUGAGCCAUAUGAAAGAGUGUUUGAAGAGUAUAUGGCAGAGCGUAACCCACAAAUGACUAGUAACGAACUGCAGAUAGCGAAAGACCAACACUUUGCGCAAUGGGUUAAAGACUACAUUAACAAUGCAACCGAGUCAUAUCAAUUUCCCUUGUGGAUGUUAGAUUUCGUACAAGGUCCAAGACGUAGUUAUUCAUCAUGGCCUAUAUAUUUCUCAAGAGGAUAUUGUUUCCACACACAUAACCAUGGACAAAAUAAGAAAACUCAACAUUACGGCGUUUGUGUUCGCGGAACGACCGACAUGGAUUAUUACGGGCUAAUAGUGGAGAUCAUGAUGAUCGAAUACCAUGGUGCUGUUGGAUUGAAGGCUAUGAUUUUCAAAUGCAGGUGGUUUGAUACAACGGAAGGUGAGGGAAUGCGCAAACAUCCAGCAGGCAUUAUUGAUGUUUCACCACGCAGACAAUACCAUAAAUAUGAUCCAUUUGUAUUAGCUGGUAACUGUGAUCAGGUGUGUUUUAUUCCUUAUCCACGUGUGCAUCAUAACUCCGCAACUGACUGGUGGGCUUGUACGAAAGUUAUGCCUCGAGAGAGAUGUGAAACAUCUGAAAUUGCUCUAAUUGCAUUACAAGAUGAUACACAUAAUCAUGUGGUGGCACCAAGUUCAAUGAUGCGAGUUGAAACACAUGUCGUUGAAGAUGCUUCAGACUAUGAUACGUUGCCGGUGUCUCCUCCUAAUGAUGAAUACGUAUCAGAAGACGAAUUAGAAGAUUUGUGUGAUGAUUCUGAUUCUGAUACUGAUUAUGAUGUCGAUUAUGGUUCUAGUUAAGUUUAGUUCAAUUCUAGUGUUUGGAAUUCAGUUCUCUGUUUGGUUCUCUGU
Molecule: messenger RNA, 3837 nt
Organism: Camelina sativa (false flax)
Lineage: Eukaryota; Viridiplantae; Streptophyta; Magnoliopsida; Brassicales; Brassicaceae
Source: RefSeq, a predicted model, not a curated record